Glycine soja is the source of this 691-nucleotide messenger RNA. Its product is annotated as albumin-1. The record is from RefSeq and is a predicted model, not a curated record. The coding region runs from base 106 to 489 and encodes 127 amino acids. Gene Ontology annotation, molecular function: nutrient reservoir activity. The transcript has 2 exons. Lineage: Eukaryota; Viridiplantae; Streptophyta; Magnoliopsida; Fabales; Fabaceae.
AGAAAAAGAAAUACUCAUAAACAGCGCCUAUAAAUUGCUACAUGCAUGCAAGAAGGAACAGGCAGUGCAAAACUCACAACACAUCUAAACUAAAAAUCAAGAACAAUGGCUUAUGCUAGGCUUGCUCCUAUGGCUGUCUUCUUGCUUGCCACUUCCACCAUAAUGUUCCCAACGAAGAUAGAAGCAGCAGAUUGUAAUGGUGCAUGUUCACCUUUCGAGAUGCCACCGUGCCGCUCACGUGAUUGUCGUUGUGUCCCUAUAGGACUAGUUGCUGGUUUCUGCAUACAUCCAACUGGACUUUCAUCUGUUGCGAAGAUGAUCGACGAACAUCCCAACUUAUGUCAAUCUGAUGAUGAAUGCAUGAAGAAAGGAAGUGGCAAUUUUUGCGCUCGUUACCCUAAUAAUUAUAUCGAUUAUGGAUGGUGUUUUGAUUCUGAUUCUGAAGCACUGAAAGGCUUCUUGGCCAUGCCUAGGGCAACCACCAAGUAAUAUGGUGGGUAUGCCAAAGUGGGCAUGCUUGAUGCAUCUUCUACUACUUAAAAAUAAAAGCUUAUGAUGCAUCUACUGCUUUAAACAAAAGAGUGCUCCACUACGCAACUUUUGUUUCCAACUUAUAGUUGGUUACGUUUUAUGUAAACUCAACCCAUGUAUGUUUUGGAGCAUUCCAGUUAAUAAAAAAUGUUUCUAUACA